AAUGACGUUUAAUGUCAAUGUGUCUGUCGUUUGUUUGGCAAACAAAAUUUUCUUUUGUAUCUGAUGAUUUGUUAAUUCAUAUAAUAAUAAACCCUACCAAAGCAUAUAAUUAGAAGACUUGUGUUAUAACAAUAUUCUCAUUGUAAUCAAUUCGUAAAUUAAAAUGAAUGCACCACCCACGUUUGAAUCGUUUCUUUUAUAUGACGGAGAAAAGAAGGUUCAGAAAGAAGAGGACACAAAAGUUACAAAUGCUGCAAUAUUCACUGUAAACAAAGAAGAUCACACUCUUGGCAACAUGAUUAGGCAUCAACUUUUAAAGGACCCUAAAGUCCUUUUUGCUGGAUAUAAAGUGCCACAUCCAUUGGAACAUAAGUUUGUAUUGCGUAUUCAGACCACUUCUGAUUACACACCACAGGAGGCAUUUAUGAAUGCAAUAACUGAUCUUACAUCUGAGCUAUCACUAUUUGAGGAACGAUUCAAAGAAGCUAUCAAAGAAAAGAAGGAAGGAUUGGAUUGAAGUUCAAAAAAUAAAAUAUAGUUUAAUUACCUAUUUUAGGAAUAAGUGACAAAAGCUUUGCAAGUUACAUAAAAUUUAAAUUAUAUAACUUUUGAGAAUAAAAAUAUACUUGAUUUUGAAAGAACUUUUGUUCUCCGG
This is a messenger RNA of Diatraea saccharalis (sugarcane borer), 655 nucleotides long. The record is from the annotation of a GenBank genome assembly. NCBI's taxonomy places the organism in Eukaryota, Metazoa, Arthropoda, Insecta, Lepidoptera, Crambidae.